AUGCGUUACAACCUAAUUCAGAUGAUAUUGCGAGGCACCGGGCUGCUGAUGACCCUCCUUCUCACGGCUCUUACCGGCAGCGUUAUCUCGUCAAACAUUGAUGCUGCAGGCUCGGCAACUGCUGCUGUCAACUUUAUCAUGUUUGUUGCAAUCAUCUGUUGGAUCGUCUGUAUCAUCGGUCUCCUCGGUUUCUUCGUCUCCGCUCUCGACAAACCGCUUAUGCAGCUUCCACUUGAUGGCAUCGCUGUUCUCUUCACUUUCAUCGGAGCUAUCGUUCUUGCCGCCAAACUGCGCGUCGUCAACUGUGGGGAGAUCAAUCCAAAAGCUCUGCCAUCAGACUGGAUUGCAUGGGGCUCAGCAAGUGACGAGGGUCGUUGUCGUCGACUGCAAGCAAGCACAACAUUCAUAUGGUUCCUGUUUGCCUGUGUGUCUGGAAGUCUAUUCUUGACUAUCCGAACUGCUCGCAACACGUUUGGUUCUCUCCGCAGUGCCGCUUCAAGGCCAUCCAUGUCUCAAAUCUCGUCCAGUGUCUGA
Fusarium coffeatum is the source of this 534-nucleotide messenger RNA. RefSeq lists its product as uncharacterized. The transcript has a single exon. The record is from RefSeq and is a predicted model, not a curated record. Bases 1 to 534 code for a protein of 177 amino acids. NCBI's taxonomy places the organism in Eukaryota, Fungi, Ascomycota, Sordariomycetes, Hypocreales, Nectriaceae. Gene Ontology annotation, cellular component: eisosome; plasma membrane. Gene Ontology annotation, biological process: protein localization to plasma membrane; eisosome assembly.